Messenger RNA from Austrofundulus limnaeus, 1900 nucleotides. RefSeq names its product transmembrane serine protease 9 (gene tmprss9). Gene Ontology annotation, biological process: proteolysis. Gene Ontology annotation, molecular function: protein binding; serine-type endopeptidase activity. Lineage: Eukaryota; Metazoa; Chordata; Actinopteri; Cyprinodontiformes; Rivulidae. The record is from RefSeq and is a predicted model, not a curated record.
AAACUAUGGAGCCUUUCUGGUGACAGGAGAAACGCCCGGGUGUAACCAAAGGGAUCAGGCGCGGAUGGAACGGGAGCUGGACGUGGGAUUUCUGAGGCUAAACCUCUUUGGGUAAACAGAAGGAAUGAGUUACCUGCGGGACGGACACGACACGCCCCGCGCUCAGGUGCAACAAAUAGAGGACCUCUUGGCCCCCGCUGGCCCCAGCUUUCCAGCCGUCCUUCUGCUCUCAUGUGCGCCUGGAAGCGCGCGCUCUCUUCGGUGUCAACUUUCAGAGUAAUGAGAGAAGAAAGAGGUUUUGGGAUUUGGAGGCCAGUUGAAUGUGAGCUGUGAGGUCGGCGCUGAGAUUCCAACAUGGACGUCAAGAAGGACGGAGGAGAAGGCUCGUGGUCGCCGUCAGGGAUGCCCUCUGCCCGUCCCAGCCCCAACUGCUAUAAGGCUAUCGUCAUCACCUGCAUCUUCCUCUUCCUCAUCAUCGGCAUCUUUAUAGGCCUCUCUGUAGCGUACCUGGUGCCGGAGCCUCAACAUUUUUUGGAGACGGURGAGCUUAAAGGUCUGAAGUACGACCCGGCUCUGCAGGAUGAGAACUCUGGCUUCUCCGUACUUCUUACAGCAACUUUAAAGUCCAAGAUUAAAGACAUCUUCAUGGCCUCCUCUGCAUCAGAUAACUUUGAYGAUUGCAACAUUGUUUCGUAUAGUAAUAAUGACGGUGAUGUGAUGGCAACAUUAAGACUGGUCUUCAAGGUGUCCAAACUCCAGCAGUAUUCAGAAAACUUUGUCCAAGACCUGCUGAGAACCGGGUUCAACUCAGCGAUGCACGGAAAACGUCUAAAUGUGCCRGGGUUUGGACAGAUCGGUGCUAUCAUCAUGUUAGGAGCCACCAGGAAGUCCUUUUAUGUCAUUGGAGAUGAGAUGCUAGACUGUGGCACACGUCCAGCCAUGGGUAGUCGAGUGGUGGGGGGAGAGGAUGCUCGGCAGGGGGAGCUGCCUUGGCAGGUCAGUCUGAGGUACCACUGGCGGCACACCUGUGGAGCCUCCAUCGUCAACAAGAACUGGCUCGUCAGUGCGGCUCACUGCUUUGAAGGCGCCACUGAUCCCAGCGAGUGGACCGCCGUGGUUGGGGCCAAACUUGUAAGUGGUGCAGACUCCGAAUUCAAAGCCUUCAACAUCAAGUCCAUAUUUGUGAAUCCAGACUAUGACCCCGUGGCCACAAAUCAUGAUGUUACCGUCCUGGAGCUAGAGACCCCUCUGACCUUCAGCUCCUACGUCCAGCCUAUCUGCAUUCCCUCUUCGUCUCAUGUCUUUGAGCCAGGUCAGAACUGCAUUGUGUCUGGAUGGGGCGCGCUGCAGCAGUUCAGCUUCAAGCUGCCCACCACGCUGCAGAAAGCAGUGGUGAACAUCAUCGACUCCAAGGUGUGCAAUCAGUCGUCUGUGUACAAAGGUGCUAUUACUCAGAACAUGAUGUGUGCUGGAUUCCUGCAGGGGAAAGUGGACGCAUGUCAGGGUGACUCCGGGGGGCCUCUGGUCUGUGAAGGAGCUCUAGGGAGGUUCUUCCUGGCRGGUGUGGUGAGCUGGGGCAUGGGCUGCGCACAGAUCAACAGACCAGGAGUUUACGCCCGCGUCACCAAACUCAGAAGCUGGAUCCUGAARCACACAAACCCAAGCUUGGUCAACGAACAGCCACAGCUGGCUCCCAUCACAGCAGCUCCGGUGACCAAGAGGCCAACUGAUAACAUGCAAGCGCCCAGAACCGUAGCCAUGGAUGAGCCCGUACAAGCAAUGUCUGCCGUGAACUGCAGUGACUACUUCCAGUGYAGCUCCAGUUUGUGCAUCAGCAAGGUCAACCCGGAGUGUGACAGCGUCCCCGACUGCCCCGAUGAAGCUGAUGAAAGAAACUGCG